CAGUGCAUGUCGGUCUGCGGCGCUUGUCGGGCGCGGUGUGCUCGCGCUCCUGGCCUCUAGGGCGCGCACCCUCCUUCCAUCCGGCGUGUGCCGCGUUCGACGCACCUGGCGAGACUUCCUCUUCGCCGGCUUACGUCUGGCUACUCAGAUCGGAGGGCAAACGUGCCCCUCUCGGCGGAACACCAUGUGACGGUGUGCGUACGAGUGAAGGAUUGUUAAGAGACUGCCUGUCAGUUGCGCAUCAUCGCCGUGUGGGAACGGACGGAAGAACUUGAAUAAUAACAAUUACAAAAGACUCCAACUGGUUUUGACCACGCGAACCUGAUUGUUUCUCGAACCAGGUCGUUGAAACAACCAAGUGCUUCACGUGACGGACAACGAGUGUCAAACAGCGCUUCACAUCCCGCUCAGCUGUUUCGUGCUGCAAACCGGACCGCGUCUAUCGUCGGACCCUGAAGGGGCUCGUAAUGUGAGACUUCACCAAAAGCCCGGAGUCAACCUGCCACCACUCUCGCCGCAAGUCUUUGUGUGAAGAUGACGGACUUCCAGAGCAACUGAAGGCUACGGUCAACUCUGACACAGCCGGAGGCGCGGCCGGCAUGCUGCAGCCAUGGUGCAAACGGCGGCCUGGCGCCUGGAGCCCGUGCGCCAGCCGCCGGUCUCCGCGGGCCGCGCACGCUGUCCUGGUGGCGGCGGCCGCCUGCUCGGCGUACGCCUCGUCGCUGGGUGUCGGACUCGUGUUCGACGACCUCGCCGCGAUCAAGGCCAACAGGGACCUCAGACAGAGCACGCCCAUCGCCAACCUAUUUUUCAACGACUUCUGGGGAACCCCGCUUCGGAAGGAACAAAGUCACAAAUCCUACCGUCCACUGACAGUGCUGACGUUUCGACUCAACUUCGCUGUCCACGGCCUCGAUCCGUUUGGCUACCACUUGGUGAACCUUCUCUUGCACGCUCUGGUGUGCCUCCUCUAUCACAGGAUGUGCCUGAUGCUCCUGCCGGGCUGGACGUCUCUGCUGGCCGCGCUGCUCUUCUCCGCACACCCUAUACACACUGAAGCUGUGACCAGCGUAGUGGGAAGGGCGGAGCUGCUCUCUGCAGUAUUCUUCUUGGGUGCCUUACUUUUCUACAUUCGACACGGAGCCAGUACUGCUGUCUGCAAGGAACAGAACAAUGGUCACUGGAGGCGUUGCUUAACUACGUUCGCUCUGGCAACGGCGGCAAUGCUUUGUAAGGAGCAAGGCAUCACAGUUCUUGCAGUAUGCUGCAUCUACGAGCUUGCUUCAUGUGCUACCCCCUGGAGCUCGUUGUGGUCAACUACGUGGGGGGCAUGGAAAGACAGCCUCUACCGAGUAUUCACUUUGGCGUCGUUGGCAACUGCAGUAGUUAUGGCACGCAUUCACAUCAACGGGCCUCACCUGCCUGCCUUCAACCGCUUCGACAACCCAGCAUCGGUGGCUCCGUCACCGUCACGCCAGCUGACUUACAACUAUCUGACAGCGUUGAACGCCUGGCUCCUAGUCUUCCCAAGUGAUCUCUGCUGUGAUUGGACGAUGGGAACAGUGCCGCUAGUGAGGUCGCUGGCAGACGUGAGGAACCUUGGAACGAUGGCACUUUACCUUUUCUUAGCGAUGGCUACCAGGGCGGCGCUCCGAGCCGACGAGCACCACCGAAAGCCACUGCUUAUGGGACUGUCCUUGGCUUGCAUACCAUACCUACCUGCGUCCAAUCUGCUGCACCCCGUGGGCUUCGUUAUCGCCGAGCGGGUGCUCUACCUGCCAAGCCUGGGUUUUUGUCUCCUGGUGGCACAGGGUUUCAGCCUUCUCUGGCAGCACUACAGGUAUCACGGAACUUGGCUUAAACUGGGCGUCGCCAUAUUGCUGCUUACCCACUUCACGAAAACGGUUCUUCGUAACUACGACUGGUCGUCCGAACAAGCCUUGUACCAGUCUGCGCUUCGUGUGAAUCCAAGGAACGCAAAAAUGUUGAAUAAUCUCGGACAAGUCUUGGAGGCGUCCGGAGCGUUCGAAGAAGCGCACUCUCACUUCACUCGGGCUAUCCGGGCUGAACCUGAUGACAUUCGAGGACAUCUUAAUUUGGGCAGGCUUUUGACAACCAUGCGCCACUACGAAAAGGCUGAAGCCGCUUUCGUGAAGGCCUUGAGCCUCCUACCAAAGCCCGAGUCGAGCCAAUCCCCAAGUCUCGUGCGGGUCACAUCAAGCCACCUUCAAGUGUAUCUCGACUUUGCGUUCUUAAUAGCGCAAAACAGCAGUCGGGUGGAUGAAGCCGACAGGCUAUACCAGGAGGCAAUCAGCCUGCGCUCAGACUUCACGGAUGCCUACUUAAACAGAGGAGAUUUCCUGCUUCGCAUGAACAGGACGAAGGAAGCAGAAGCUAUGUACGAGAGGGCUUUAGAACUAGAUGAGAACAAUCCAGACUUGUACUACAACCUGGGAGUCAUCCUCAUGGACCAAGGCCGCAACGAUGAAGCUAUGGCUCUGUUUAACCGCGCACUGGAGCUUGAUCCCGACCAUGAGCAUGCCCUCCUCAACUCUGCCUUGUUGCUUCAAGAAGCAGGAUCUGCAAGUCAGAAGAAGGUGGCCAAUGAAAGGUUGGAGAAAGUCGUCCACAGUGGUAAGAGAGACGAACGGGCCUACUUUCAUCUGGCCAUGCUGGCGCUUGACAAAAAGGACCCGGUUGCCGCUGAGAACUGGCUGCGCAAGGCUGUCCUGGUUCAACCCAAGCUGCGAAGCGCCCUCUUCAACUUGGCGUUGCUUUUGUCGGAGCAGCAACGACCUAUGGAAGCCAUGAGGUUCUUGAAAGAUCUCCUCAAGUACCACCCGAACCACAUCAAGGGCUUAGUACUGCUCGGAGACAUCAACGUCAAUCACCUCAAGGAUUUGGAGGCAGCCGAAGAGUGCUACCGCAGGAUCCUGGCCCUGGACCCUGGCAAUGUACAAGGCUCGCACAACCUGUGCGUCGUGUACGUCGAGCGCGGGGAGCUAAGCCGAGCCGAGCGCUGCUUCAAGCACGCCACCACGCUGGACCCGAACGCCACGUACAUCCGCAAGCACCUGCAGGUCACACAGACGCUGCUCAGAAACCGCUCGGUGGACGCGGAGCGCCGCUCCGGCACUGCCCUCGCCGCGUCGGCGCCUCAACCGCCCGUCCUGCAGCCGUUCGCGGCCGCCGCCGCUUCGGCUGCCAAUGCGCAGUGACUCUGGCCAGCCAGCAUCGUUACUGGCAACAGCUGUGCUCCGCAGAAUGCGCUCCGAGCCUGUGCACAUGGUUUCACGGAAGAACGCGAUCAACGUUUGAGACUGUUGACAAGCCAACGUGGUUGAAGGGUCCACCGCCACCGCGGGUCGUCGGUGAUCGCCCAGUGGCGUGUGAACAUCCGCGCGCAUUCCCGGUGACUUAUGCGCGCCGUUGGCUUUGCGCAAGGACUUCGCGUGAUACUGUGGCGCUUGUGUGACGACCUCCAGACACAGAAGGCGAAGUGGAGGCGGAAAAAGUCAUUUUAGUGGUUGUACAGAAGGCCACCUUAGCUGCAUUUUUUUUUCUUCUUUCGCUCCGAGAAUGUAAUUGUGCACUUCGCUGCACGGUGAUACUUAGAGUGGCACAUUCCUCAGAUUACUGAUCGUACGGUUGAACAAGUGGCGUACGUUGCUUUUCGGUAGCAGCAAGUGAUUGAUCAUGCCUGUUGAAGUAUGUGUUGUGACGGUUGAACUGUGAAGGGACGUGUCAAAGCUAGCCUGUUUUCUGACCUCGGCAGAAAAAGCGCACCAACACUGUCAGCCUUCGUUAUAGAAUUGAAUAUUUUCGUCCAGAAAAUAUGUAAGAUAAAGUUCCUAAAUCGUAUAGUAAACUGGCUGCACAAUUCGCUCGUGUUGAAUAGUAUGAAAGACCUUAGUUAUUAAUUAAUGAUACAGCAAUAUUUACAUAAAACUAUUUUAAUUCGUAAUUCAGGUAAGCUUUCUUUUUUUUUGUUGAGCUAACUUGGUGUAAUACAAAAAAGAAAAAGGGAGGGGGGUGGGGGGGCACACCAACGUUGUAUAGUAAAUGUGACGCAUCGACAAUGUAUGGGCCACGAAUAGCUGAUUUAUGGCUCGCUGAUAAAGGUUGACAUUCCUGGCGGAAUCUUCAAGAAAUAACCGAUAUUUUGCAUUGUUUUGCUCAGAUCACGUUGAAUACACAGUGAAAUUGUCAUAUUUGCCCGUAAAGAAGUAUCGGGCAAGUUUGACAUUAUACGGCAUAAUAAUCUGCGUUAGUGUAAAAAAAAAGUUCUUGUUUAUCCUCAGCGCGUGUGCUACUGAUGCGCGUGAUUCGAUCUUCUUACUUCACUCAUGGGACAACGCGAGAACCCGUGCUCAGUUUUGUUAAUGCCCUUGCUUUGAACUUCAAAUGGAACAUUAAUAUUCCUUAAUCACACGACCACACAGCACCAUAUCGACUAAUCCAAGCUAUGGAGCGAGUCACGAUUUAAGUCUCAGCACUGCAGCACCGCAUCUAAAAUAGCUUCUUUAUUCAUUCAAUGUGCCAAAUUAGAGGUAUGUCAAGAAAGAAUGAGUAGUCGUUUUUUUUUCCACACGCUGGGAUGACCUCGAUGUUUAUUCAAAGACCCAGAUAAUGUUCAAUGUCUCCUGCGCUUUCACUGUAAGUUAAUGAUGUUAUUAUUCCGUAGGACAGCAACGCUUUAAAGCCGGACUGUGGCGUAUGUUUAUAAUUACCGCCUUCAGUUACUGACGGAUGAAUGUUAAUGAAGGCUUCAGUUGAUCUACUGUUUUGUUGUUGUUUUUUCGGUCAGGCAUUAUAGCUUUUUAUUUGGUGUUCGCGUUAUUUUUAUCUCCUACUGCUCCACAGUACUCCACAGUUUGUAGUCGCGACAGUUCUUUUUUAUCUUCUUGUUAUCGUCGUCACUAGAUGGAUAAUUUUGAUAAACACGCUGAAUAAGCAAAGGAGUCAUUAAUCAAUUUUAGUAUCUUAACAAUAGCACAGUAGCUGACUACGGAAUCGAACAAAAUAGUUGGUAUAUGGGCUGUAAAUAGUUGGUUUCAAGGAAAUGAACGUGAUCUAGGAAUCGCGGUGAAUGAAUGUCACAGCAAAUUUGCACCUUGCAUUGCUGACCUGUGCUUGUGUUCGCAGCCGCUAACGAGACAAGUGAUCUAUAUUUCGGCAACUAAAUGUGAAACAUGAGAAAAAUCGCAUAUUAAAAUAUUAUAUAUAUAUAUAUAUAUAUAUAUAUAUAUAUAUAUAUAUAUAUAUACACAGAUAUAUUACGCUGUGCAUAAGCCGUUUGGAUACUACGACGUGAGCGCCUGUACAUAACGCACACUGUAACCUGUACAUAAUAUAAGUAUCAGACGGGCGUAUACAUACGAGAUGUGAAGUCGUUCUAUUUUGGAGUAUUGCGCAAACCACGACUCAGCAUCAACCAGGUCUGUCUCUUGUCUGUGCGGCGCAUGUGUUAUGACUGGUGCUUUUCAAUGUACACUACAACAAGAAAGAAGAAGAAGAAAAAAAAUCUAUUGUUAGACUGGUGGAAUGUGGGGUAGAGGCUGUUUAGCGGACGCUGGCAUGCAGGGCAUUGUACAUAGAUAUUACCAAGAAAGACACAAAGAAUUUUUCUAUUAACUCAAGUGAGAGCCAGAAAACUGUUUUAGGGACCACGGUGGCACUUAGAUAGAGCAAAACGUCGGCUCGGUGAGUCUCUGAUCUGCGCGUACCAUGAUAAAUUGGUUGCUUCUGCAUUCCCUUCUGACCCCUUUUUCUCCAGCAGCAGCCGUUCCCCAGCUUUGUGUUGCGUUGCGUGGACCGUCCGCUGUCGGCAGCUUAAAUAUUGUCUACGCCUGUAUGCUUGAGGUUUACGAGUGAUACUCGCCGCGCUAACCUUCAUCACCAAUGUGUGUACACUGUCGCCGCUCUUUUCUUGCAACCCGCCCACCCCUUUUCGCAUCCCGUUGCUUGAAGCUGUUUUGUGGUGCACGUAAUUGCCUUAUCGCCACCCGACCCGUAACAUUGCCCUCUUCCCAAGUUUCGAAAGGUUGUGUUUACAUUGUUCUCGUGUGUUGAACGCUUGAGCGAGCACUGUCGCCGCCUCUAUGCGUCUGUAUUCUUGUUUCAAUCCAUGGCUGUCCGAUGCGUGAGGAAAGACUUGCGGUGUUGUUGUCGCUUGUGUUUUGGCGAAAUAAUACAACAUACUUCAUAAUAAAGGCACACAUAAUGCUUUCACU
Molecule: messenger RNA, 6233 nt
Organism: Rhipicephalus sanguineus (brown dog tick)
Lineage: Eukaryota; Metazoa; Arthropoda; Arachnida; Ixodida; Ixodidae
Product: protein O-mannosyl-transferase Tmtc3
Exons: 23
Coding region: 600-3218 (872 amino acids)
Biological process (GO): protein O-linked glycosylation via mannose
Cellular component (GO): endoplasmic reticulum
Molecular function (GO): mannosyltransferase activity; protein binding
Source: RefSeq, a predicted model, not a curated record